Molecule: messenger RNA, 3407 nt
Organism: Lonchura striata (white-rumped munia)
Lineage: Eukaryota; Metazoa; Chordata; Aves; Passeriformes; Estrildidae
Gene: UNC5A
Product: unc-5 netrin receptor A
Biological process (GO): netrin-activated signaling pathway; anterior/posterior axon guidance
Cellular component (GO): membrane
Molecular function (GO): protein binding; netrin receptor activity
Source: RefSeq, a predicted model, not a curated record
CCAGCAUCCCUGUGCCACUCUGGGGUGCAGCAGGGCAGGAUGUGGCCCCUGGUCAGUGCCUCUCAGUGUGCUGGAGAAGGGGGUGGCAGGCGCCCUGGAGGCGUGAGCAAUGGCCCUUGUUGGUCACACUACAUUUCCUUUUCAUUAGUGCUAAGUGUGGACAUGAGGGAUCGGCAAGGGUUCAGCGGGCGCAGCCACUGUGUGGCUGCUUUCCCUGAUGGAUGGCAGGGUGGGAGAGGGCUGCUGCACUGCUGGUGGAAGGGACAGUGGGGAGGCACAGGGCCACUAGCAUGGGGCUGUCUGGCGUGGGUGAUGUCCCAGCCAGGGCACGUGGAGGUGGCCGAGCCCCAUCUCCCCACAGGUGCUCAGCAAAGCGCGACCGUGGCCAACCCAGCAUCUGGCGCAUCCUCGGACCUGCUGCCACACUUCCAGCUGGAGCCGGAGGAUGUCUACAUUGUGAAGAACAAGGCAGUGAGCCUGGCCUGCCGUGCCACCCCUGCCACGCAGAUCUACUUCAAGUGCAACGGCGAGUGGGUGCACCAAGGUGACCACGUCACGCAGCACAGCACCGACCGCAGCACUGGGCUGCCAGUGAUGGAAGUGCGCAUCGAGGUCACCCGUCAGCAAGUGGAGAAGAUCUUUGGGCUGGAGGAGUACUGGUGCCAGUGCGUGGCCUGGAGCUCCUCCGGCACCACCAAGAGCCAAAAGGCUUUCGUGCGCAUCGCCUAUCUGCGCAAGAACUUCGAGCAGGAGCCGACAGCCAGGGAGGUCUCCAUUGAGCAGGGCAUCGUGCUGCCCUGCCGCCCUCCCGAGGGCAUCCCCCCCGCCGAGGUGGAGUGGCUGCGCAACGAGGAGCUGGUGGACCCGGAACUGGAUGCCAACGUCUACGUGACGCCAGAGCACAGCCUGGUGCUGCGUCAGGCCCGCCUGGCCGACACCGCCAACUACACCUGCGUGGCUAAAAACAUCGUGGCCCGUCGCCGCAGCGCCUCUGCUGCCAUCAUUGUCUACGUGAACGGCGGCUGGUCGACGUGGACACAGUGGUCAGGCUGCAGCACCAGCUGUGGACGGGGCUGGCAGAAGCGGAGCCGGACGUGCACCAACCCCACACCCCUCAAUGGGGGUGCUUUCUGUGAGGGCCAAAAUGUGCAGAAAACCGCCUGCACCACCCUCUGCCCAGUGGAUGGCGCCUGGUCGGAGUGGAGCAAAUGGUCGGAGUGCGGGGCCGAAUGCACCCACUGGCGCAGCCGCGAGUGCUCGGAGCCAGCGCCACGCAACGGAGGCCGGGAUUGCCACGGCCCCGAGCUGGACACCCGUAACUGCACCUCUGAGCUCUGCACCCACGCUGCCCCCGGCGCAGAGGACGUAGCACUGUACGUGGGGCUGGUGGCCGUGGCCGUGUGCCUGGUGCUGCUGCUGCUGGUGGGGGUGCUGGUGUACUGCCGCAAGAAGGGGGGUCUGGAUGCUGAUGUGGCCGAUUCCUCCAUCCUCACUGCCGGCUUCCAGCCCGUCAGCAUCAAACCCAGCAAGGCUGACAACCCCAGCCUGCUCACCAUCCAGCCAGACCUCAGCACCACCACCAUGACCUACCAGGGCUCGCUCUGCCCACGCCAGGACGGCCCUGCCAAGCUCCAGCUGCCCAAUGGGCACCUGCUGAGCCCGCUGGGUGCUGGACGGCACACGCUGCACCACAGCUCGCCCGCCGCCGAGGGUGCUGACUUCGUGGCCCGGCUCUCCACACAGAGCUACUUCCGCUCCCUGCCCCGCGGCACCAACAACAUGGCCUAUGGCACCUUCAACUUCUUGGGGGGGCGGCUCAUGAUCCCCAACACAGGGAUCAGCCUGCUCAUCCCACCCGAUGCUAUCCCACGGGGGAAGAUCUAUGAGGUCUACCUGACCCUGCACAAGCAGGAGGAGGUGAGGCUGCCCCUGGCUGGCUGCCAGACACUGCUGAGCCCCAUCGUCAGCUGUGGCCCCCCCGGGGUCCUGCUCACCCGCCCCGCCAUCCUGACCAUGGGGCACUGCGUGGAAGCCAGUGCUGAGAACUGGAGCAUCCGGCUGAAGAAGCAGUCGUGCGAGGGCACGUGGGAGGACGUGCUGCAGCUGGGCGCUGAGCCGUGCACAGAGCUGUACUACUGCCAGCUGGAAGCGCAGGCUUGCUACGUGUUCACAGAGCAGCUGGGGCGCUUUGCCCUGGUCGGGGAGUCCCUCAGCAUGGCGGCCUCCAAGCGCCUCAAGCUGGUCCUGUUCGCGCCAGCCGCCUGCCCCUCGCUGGAGUACAACAUCCGUGUCUACUGCCUCAGUGACACCCAGGACGUCCUCAAGGAGGUGAUCCAGCUGGAGAAGCAGCUGGGAGGGCAGCUGAUCGGAGCCCCCCGGGUGCUGCACUUCAAGGACAGCUACCACAACCUGCGCCUCUCCAUCCAUGAUAUGCCCAGCUCCCUCUGGAAGAGCAAGCUCCUCGCCAGCUACCAGGAGAUCCCCUUCUACCACAUCUGGAGCGGGCUGCAGCCCUUCCUGCACUGCACCUUCACUCUGGAGCGCCUGAGCACCAGCACCUGUGAGCUGGCCUGCAAGAUCUGGGUCUGGCAGGUGGAGGGAGAUGGGCAGAGCUUCACUGUCAACUUCAACAUUGCCAAGGACACAAGGUUUUCAGACUGGCUGGUCCCCGACGAGGUGGGCACCCCAGCUCUGGUGGGCCCCAGUGCCUUCAAGAUCCCCUUCCUCAUCCGCCAAAAGAUCAUCAGCAGCCUGGACCCGCCGGGCACACGGGGAGCCGACUGGAGGACACUGGCACAAAAGCUCAACCUUGAUAGCCAUCUCAGCUUCUUCGCCUCGAAGGCCAGUCCCACAGCCAUGAUCCUCAACUUGUGGGAAGCACGGCACUUCCCCAAUGGCAACCUCUCCCAGCUGGCUGCCGCCGUGGCCGAGGUCGGCAAGCAGGACGGUGCCCUCUUCUCCGAGGCUGAGUGCUGAGCAUGGCGGGUCCCAGGGGACCACCACCGUGGGGCUAAGGGGGGCCCUGGCUGGCCCACCAGGCUUCUCCUGCCCCACAGCACACGAGGAGGGCUACCUGGCCCCCUUGGAAGGGCAGGAUGCUCCUGCCCCGUGGCAGUCAGGCCCCUCCAGCACUGUGGCAGCGGGACUCAGCCCAGCCCUGGGGGUCCCAGAGCCCCAUGGUGGGGGACUGGGGGGGCACUGGGUGUGCGUCGUGCGUGCGGUGCCGUCGUGGUGUCUGCGUGUGGGGCCAGGCGGCCCCGGGCCCCGUGCCGUGUUGUGUAAAGCCCGUUUUUUUAAUUCUGUAUUAAGUGCAUUCAAGUAUUUACACUUGGCCUUAUGUACAUAGCGGUGCCGCGGGCGGGGGGUCUGCCGGACGUGAAUGUAAAUAAAUUCUAUAUAUAUUGCUA